Molecule: messenger RNA, 555 nt
Organism: Hirsutella rhossiliensis
Lineage: Eukaryota; Fungi; Ascomycota; Sordariomycetes; Hypocreales; Ophiocordycipitaceae
Product: putative domain KxDL
Exons: 3
Coding region: 1-555 (184 amino acids)
Biological process (GO): endosome organization; regulation of protein localization
Cellular component (GO): BLOC-1 complex; endosome
Source: RefSeq, a predicted model, not a curated record
AUGUCGGGCCCCUACUCCCACGUUGCAUACUCCAUGCCAAUGGCUGUCCCCUCCAAGGGGAACCAAUACCCCACGUACAGCCAGUACUCCGUGUCCCCUCCGGAAUGCGACGACUCCAUCAGCUCGGCCUCGGGCGUCGCCUCGUACAGCAACAGCGGUUACUCGGCCACCUCGGCCAGCUACGUCGGCUACUCUGCCGGAGAUUACGACACCACCGGCUCUGCUAGCGGCCUCGACUUUCAGGAAUACAUGCAGGAGCGCUUCGCAAACUCCUUCAACCCCAUCCCCCUGGAUCGCAGCAUGGCGGUCCAAGCGCAGACAUCCGGAAAGCUCAACGCAAAGCACCGCGAGCUCGUCGACUUGCAGAAGCAGGCCCAAGCUCGCCUUGCGAAGACGCGCGAGCGGUUUCAGGAGGGCAUGCGUGAUGCGCGCGAGGUGCGCGGAGACUUGGAAUGGACUCAGAAGAAGGUUUCUUCGCUCCAGUCAAAAGCCUCUCGCAAGCAUCCCAAGGAAUACGGCAAGGCUCGCGCGCGAUAUCCGUCUCCCGAGUGUUAG